GAUAUAAACAUCUGCAUAUCGCUCGAUAACAAAUGUAAUUCACAUUUAUCUCAUCAAUAGAAAUAAUGAUUUCUCGUAAUUGAAUAAUCAGAGAGUGAUACAACGUGAUAUGACAAACUGAUUCGAUUAAAACGAUGGUAAAAGAUAAGUGUUGCACAAUGUUGCGGAAUCAAAGCGAGAAGACAUAAAUUGAGGACGCCAGAAGUAGUAGAAGCUUGUGUCGUUAUCGUCGGUAGUUAUGCGUAGUGCUACGUGACGAGACGAGGAGUGUGACAUUGGCUUUAUAUAAGCGAGCUAUGAUCCGUAAUUUCUACCAAGUAUCAUCGCCAAUAAUUUUAUGGAGAAACGGGACACGUGCAAAACACGCCAUGAUUGACGUUCUGACGGAGCGAGUGCCCUUUUCUAAGGAUUUCCUGUUUCGUCAGCUUUUCGAUCCAGUAUCCAGUACGUACACGUAUUUACUAGCCGAUAUCAGCGAUAAGGAAGCGAUUUUAAUUGAUCCGGUCAUCGAAUGGGCUGAUCGUGACAAAACAAUCGUCGAGGAUCUGGGAUUAAAGCUGAAAUAUGCCCUGAACACCCACAUGCACGCAGACCACAUCACUGGGACGGGCCGACUGAAAUGCCUGUUGCCUGGUUGCAAGUCUAUGAUAUCGCGUAGCAGCGGUGCUAAGGCGGACAUACUUCUAGAACCAAACGAUCAAGUUCAAUUUGGCAGGCAUAAACUGAGAAUAUUGCCCACUCCAGGUCAUACUGAAGGUUGCGUCACGUACGUUUGCGAUGAGCAGGCAAUCGCGUUCACGGGUGAUGCGCUAUUGAUACGAGGAUGCGGCAGAACUGACUUUCAGGGCGGAUCUGCCGCGAUCCUGUACAAAUCCGUUCACGAGAAGAUCUUCACACUGCCGCGAAAUUACCGACUAUACCCCGCACACGAUUACAACGGUAGAACCGUCACCACCGUGGCCGAGGAGAAAGCUCUUAAUCCCAGGCUGUCCAAGUCUCUGGAGGAGUUCGUCCGAAUUAUGAACAACCUUAACCUACCUUAUCCCAAAAUGAUCGAUAAAGCUGUACCGGCCAACAAAGUUUGCGGUCUAUACGAGGUGAAAGAAGAAAAGGACGAACAAUGAAAAUUAUUGACAGCGCUGUAGCCGAUGCACUAGCACGCUAGUAUUGUAAUUCUACACUCUAUUAAUAAUUCAUGGUCCCGAUAGUUAACAUUCAUAUGUCACGAAUAGCGCGGGAUUAUUCUGUGUUUUAACGUAUAUUAUUAUCAAUAUUAUUAACAUUAAAUGAGAAAUGAUGGCGAAUCUUGUCAACGAAGUCAGUUUGCCAACGAAAAGUAUUCAAAAGUGAUAUAAGGUAUGUAAUAUGGUAAUUUUUAAUAUAUAAUUCACGUAUACAU
This is a messenger RNA of Atta colombica, 1399 nucleotides long. RefSeq names its product persulfide dioxygenase ETHE1, mitochondrial. The record is from RefSeq and is a predicted model, not a curated record. Bases 297 to 1124 code for a protein of 275 amino acids. The transcript is spliced from 6 exons. NCBI's taxonomy places the organism in Eukaryota, Metazoa, Arthropoda, Insecta, Hymenoptera, Formicidae. Gene Ontology annotation, molecular function: sulfur dioxygenase activity. Gene Ontology annotation, biological process: hydrogen sulfide metabolic process; glutathione metabolic process.